AUGUCCGACGACGACGCGUUGUUCGGCGGCCAGCUGGAGCAGUACGAGGCGGACCGCUCCCGGCGCAUCGCGCUCGAGCGGGAACUGCAGGAGCUGGAGGAUGAGAGCGAGCGGGGCAGGCAGGUGCUCGACAGCCUCGACGAGAAGAUCCGCACCCUGCGCGAGGAGGCGGGUGUCCGUCGCCGACGCCUUCGCCGCCGGCGUCGCCGCCCUCGGAGGAGGAGCGGGGGGACCGCCGACGUCGAGCAGCAGCGCCUCCUCAAGCCGGAGCGCGGUUGCAGCGCCUGCCGGGCCGUGACCUUACAGGUCGACGCCGCGGCGCAGAGCCUGCUGGGCUCCGCUGGCCACGUGGCGCGCACGCUGCUGCGGGACCCGGACGCGGACCGGGCGGAGCUGCUCGACACGGUGCUGCGCUACCUGGAGCCGGUCAAGCACCUGGACCCCGACCUGGAGGAGCUCUACGGGCGGGCGCAGGCACGCCUGGCCUGCCUCAGCCUUCCCCCCGACAGCGCCGACGGGUCUGAUCUUGUCUGGGAUGGUGCGACGUGGAUCGCCGUCGUGGGUGAUGAGUUGAUAACAGGGAGGGAAGUCCACAGGGACCCCGUGGUCCGUGACGGCGACCUCCAGGGCAGGAGCAGCUGCAGGAUCGCGUAG
Molecule: messenger RNA, 654 nt
Organism: Prorocentrum cordatum
Lineage: Eukaryota; Dinophyceae; Prorocentrales; Prorocentraceae
Source: the annotation of a GenBank genome assembly